This is a messenger RNA of Harmonia axyridis, 1693 nucleotides long. RefSeq names its product leucine-rich repeat-containing protein 58. The coding region runs from base 495 to 1553 and encodes 352 amino acids. NCBI's taxonomy places the organism in Eukaryota, Metazoa, Arthropoda, Insecta, Coleoptera, Coccinellidae. The transcript has 4 exons. The record is from RefSeq and is a predicted model, not a curated record. Gene Ontology annotation, molecular function: protein binding.
ACUAGUUAACAAUUGAUCAUCUUCAUUCAAAAUGAUGACAAAAUAAUGAAACAUUCUGUAAUAUGCUGAAAUUUAUGUUUUCUUUCAACAACGGAGUAUACAUUAUCAAGUCAACAGUGACUAGAAUGAGUAUGUUGAAAUCUUACGCGAUAGGUAUAAUAGGUAGUUCCAAAUCACGUGAGUUGAAUCAGUUUAAUAUUUCCAAGGUCGCUGCAUUGGCCUCAUUGAGGGAGACCGACAGCACACAUCACUUUUACUUAACCCGUCCAAACAAAACAUUUAGCGAAAAAGAUUUCGAAUAUUUAUCAACUGAAUCUGUAAAUUCGAAUUGAUUACGCAUGAACUGAAAAUUAUCCCCUACCGUCACAAGUUCAAUGGAGGGCAUUGUGAUAAGUGUUAUCUUUAAUCAAAUAAUUCAUUGUUAAUGAGAGUGAACUAGCAGAUCUUCAACAGUCUAGUGCAACUGGGCCUGACCAUCAGCCAAACAUCCGACGAUGGAGAACUAUACAUCGGACAGUAGUGACAGUGAUAACAGUUACAAAAUAAUAGACCUUGCCUACCUGUUGCUGGACUCGACUACGGUAGAUUUAAAUUUGGAACCCUAUUUGGAAAACAAGAAACGCUCAUCGGAAAUCGAAAAUAUUAUACUGCACCACAAUCAACUGUCUUUCUUUCCCGAAAAUGUAUUCAGGUUUUCCAAUUUAAACACAUUAGACUUAAGCAACAAUGGACUCAAGAUACUUCCAGACAUCCUACAUUACUGCCCCUUGGUUUGCCUGAUAGCGAAAAACAACUUCCUGACAGAUGAUUCCCUACCAAAAGGGUUUUCCCAGAACUCCUUGAGAGAAUUGAAUCUUAGCGGAAAUUCCUUGAGGAAUUUUCCUGAGCAAGUAUGUGAUUUAGUGAAUUUAAAAUAUCUUUACUUAGGGGGCAACAAAAUCAGAAAUAUUUCCAGAAACAUUUAUAAACUAUCGAGUAUACAAAUUUUAUCUCUUGGAGGAAACGAAAUUGUGGAAGUUCCAAGUAUUUUGGGAAAACUGAAAAAUUUACACAUACUGUCACUAUGUGAUAACCAAAUAGAAACCUUACCUGCCCAUAUAGCUAAUUUACACAAUUUGAAAUCUCUUCAAUUACAUAAAAAUCGUUUGAAGGUUUUACCUCCAGAAAUCAUAGCUUUAAAAAAUUUAAACGAACUAAGCUUGCGAGAUAAUCCUCUAGUUGUUCAGUUUGUGACUGAAAUGUGCAAUAAUCCAGCUUCCUUAUUAGAAUUAGCUGCAAGAGUGGUAAAAUUACACAAUAUUGAAGUUGCAGAAGGAGAUAUACCAAAGACAUUAAUUAAUUAUUUGAAUUCUGCCCAUCAUUGCGUGAAUCCAAGAUGCAAAGGUGUUUACUUUAACAACAGAGUUGAACACAUUAAAUUCGUAGAUUUCUGUGGAAAAUAUAGGAUCCCCCUACUCCAGUAUUUAUGUUCUUCCAAAUGUAGAAAAGGGUCGAAGGAAGAAAUGGUCAGACCUUCUAGGACAUAUAUGAUGAAGAAGGUUCUCCUUGGAUGAACUGAAUACUUUACCAACUUCCAUCAAAACUGAAGAAAUUUACCAAGGUUGUCGAAUGAAUGAAAUAGAUUUUUAUCUCAGUUGUGUUCCUAGAGUAUUACUUUGGGCAGAGAAUCAAUAAAGACUUUGUAAUUUUUUUA